AUGUCAAAUAUUGCUGAAGUAAAGAGUAAUAUGUCGGAAACCGAGACUUGCUCAACGUCCGCAGAGCAACUGUUAAUGCAUAAAGUUUUCGCUGACUUGAGAAACUGGUCUGUAGACUUUGCAAAGUUGGAGUGUCACGGUGAUGGUGAUUUUGCCGGGCUGAAGAUUAGGAGACAAUGGACAUCAAUGCCAAACAUAUUGUCGGCAUGUCGAGUUGAUGUCGUAUCGGUACAGGCCAGCCAUGAUAAAUCGACGCAAACCGAGACGGUCUUGAGUGACGCAGAAGUAAUUCAAAAUACGGUUCCACAACAUCAACCUAUAAAAGCAAUAGAGGAAUUGGCCCCCCAAUCAGCGAACAAACGUAAUCGCCUAUCUAAGUGGAAACGGACAAAACGUUUCUUCGUCCGCUUGUUCACUCUCUAA
Molecule: messenger RNA, 423 nt
Organism: Macrosiphum euphorbiae (potato aphid)
Lineage: Eukaryota; Metazoa; Arthropoda; Insecta; Hemiptera; Aphididae
Source: the annotation of a GenBank genome assembly